AUCUUUUUCCUAACUUUAUGAUUUUGGAAGGAGCCUUCUUCUUCCCGUUUCCAGAAACAAAAAUAAAUAAAAAGACUUUUUCUUCGUAAAGAAGGGAUUAUUCUUAUUAUUAUUCAAGAAGAUAUAUUAGAAUUUCCGAAUUUUUAGGGGAUUGGUUUAUCAUAAUUCGUAACGAAUUAUAUUAUUUUCAUCGUUGGAUAAAUUAAAUACCGAAAGAAAAAAGGGUGAAAUAUCGAUAUUACUCAAAGUACUGUACUAUGGAGUGUUAUUGGUUGGAGAAAAGAAUCAUCUAUCCUGUUAAACGACUUUGCCGUGGUCUAGCUGCUCGUCUUGGUUUUCGCAAGCGUGGAAUAUUGAUACUAAGUCAAGAAGUACAAGCUUGUGAAUACGAAGAUGUUCGAAUCAUGUGGGAGAUGUUGAAGAAAUCGGAGACUUCUCAUGAAGUAUCUCGCUCUCCUUCCCCUAAAUGGCUCAAGAAAAAAUCUAUGAAAAACGCCUUAGCCUGGGCUAGAUCAAACACUACAUGCCUUAGCAACAAGUUUUGGUAGACGGCGAUGUAUUUAUAUAUGCUGCAGCAGCUCUGAACUUGUUAGAGAUAUGAGAUAUCAGAAAAUAUAUGUAUGAUAUAUUUUCCGUAAAUAUCAUUAAGGGAAUAAUAUAUUUAGGUUUAUGAUAUGUUAAGAUAUUAUUUAGUGAAUAUAUCAUUAGGAUAAAUGGUAUAUCUUUUGGGAAGAUUAUUUCCUAUCUCAUGAGCAUAGGUUUUGUAUAAAUACUCAACUUACUAAUAGAAUAAUGAUCAAGCAAUACAAAAGCUAUUCAUUCUCUC
Molecule: messenger RNA, 826 nt
Organism: Chenopodium quinoa (quinoa)
Lineage: Eukaryota; Viridiplantae; Streptophyta; Magnoliopsida; Caryophyllales; Amaranthaceae
Exons: 2
Coding region: 258-548 (96 amino acids)
Source: RefSeq, a predicted model, not a curated record